Messenger RNA from Patiria miniata (bat star), 813 nucleotides. RefSeq names its product lactadherin-like. The transcript has 4 exons. The record is from RefSeq and is a predicted model, not a curated record. Lineage: Eukaryota; Metazoa; Echinodermata; Asteroidea; Valvatida; Asterinidae. The coding region runs from base 1 to 813 and encodes 270 amino acids.
AUGAGUUUUCCUAUUUGUCACCCAAGACAUUGUCGUCUUGUUUGGUGCUUCGUUCUUUUGGUUGUCUGCGUGGUUCAGAGCGGAGCUGGCUCUAAUCUCCCUACCGUGAAAUCUUCGGAUUUCACGGCUGUUUCACAGUUUAACAGCACCGUCAAAUAUCGAGUGAUUCGGUCAAGCCAACGAGCCUCCUACUUAAGGUGUGCCGCGGCCUGCCUCAAGGAAGAAGACUGCAGCUACUUUAGUUAUACCAAAGACACCAGACGCUGUGAAUUGAGCGAUGACUCGAUCGUGUCAGUCAACAAAGAGAAGUUGAAAUACUUCAAAAGAAAUGGAGACUGUCCUUGCUCCGUGGAGGGACCUCUUGGGAUGGAAGAUGGUCGCAUCCCGGAUGAAAGCAUCACAGCUUCGUCUGUUUGGAAAAACCAAGCUGAUCAUGGCCCACUCAAGGCCAGACUUUAUACUCAAGAAUAUGCUGCAGCCUGGUGCUAUGGCGGAUAUGAAGACAGUCCAUGGAUACAGGUUGACUUCAAUGGUACUGCCACCAUCACUGGUUUGAUCACCCAGGGGCGCGGAGACUCCGAAUACGACCAACGGGUGACGGAGUACCAAGUGUCGUACAGCGAUGACGCUCAGUCCUGGGAUCACGUGACUGAUGCGUUUGGCAGACAAAUAAAGUUCGCUGGUAACUCAGACAGAAGCACGUUGGUAACCGCUCGGUUCCCAUUGGCAUUGCGCACCAGAAUCCUACGCAUUCACCCAUCUGCAUGGCACAACUAUUGCAGCAUGAGGUUUGAAGUGAUUGGCUGCUAUUAA